AUGGAUGUGGCUAUAGAAUUCUCUAAGGAGGAGUGGCAAUGUCUGAAUUCUGCUCAGAGGGCUUUGUACAGAGAUGUCAUGUUAGAGAAUUACAAUAACCUGAUAUCUGUGGGUGUUGCUGUUUUAGAUCCAGAUGUAAUCCUCUGUCUUGAACAAAACAAAGAACCAUGGAUUAUUGGUAGAGAGGAUACAGAAGGAAGAGAACCAGUGUUAGCUGCCUGGAAGUCAGUUGUCUCUUAUUUGCAUGCAGAUGAAGAUGUAGAACUCUCAGCUCCUCCUGAACCUUGCCUUCCUGGAUGUUGCCAUAAACUAGCCUUGAUGGUUCAUUGCAGAAUCCAUACAGGAGAGAAACCUUACAAAUGUAAUGAAUGUGGCAAAUCAUUUACAUGGAACUCAGGCUUUAAAGUGCACCAAAGAAUCCAUACAGGAGAGAAACUUUACAAAUGUAAUGAAUGUGGCAAAUCAUUUACACAGAAGUCACACCUGCAAGUUCACUACAGAAUUCAUACCGGAGAGAAAAAUUACAAAUGUAAUGUAUGUGGGAAAUCUUUUACACAGAACUCAGACCUGAAAGUUCACCAAAGAAUCCAUACAGGUGAGAAACCUUACAAAUGUAAUGAAUGUGGCAAAUCAUUUAUGCGACAUUCAAACCUUCAAGUUCACUACAGAAUUCAUACUGGAGAGAAAAAUUACAAAUGUAAUGUAUGUGGGAAAUCUUUUACACAGAACUCAGACCUGAAAGUUCACCAAAGAAUCCAUACAGGUGAGAAACCUUACAAAUGUAAUGAAUGUGGCAAAUCAUUUAUGCGACACUCAAACCUUCAAGUUCACUACAGAAUUCAUACCAGAGAGAAAAAUUACAAAUGUAAUGUAUGUGGGAAAUCUUUUACACAGAACUCAGACCUGAAAGUUCACCAAAGAAUCCAUACAGGUGAGAAGCCUUACAAAUGUAACAAAUGUGGCAAAUCAUUUACACGGAACUCAUACCUUCAUGUUCACUACAGGAUCCAUACAGGAGAGAAAAAUUACAAAUGUAAUGAAUGUGGAAAAUCAUUUACACAGAAAUCACACCUUCAAGUUCACUAUAAGAUCCAUAAAAGAGAGAAGCCUUACAAAUGUAAUAAAUGUGGGAAAUCAUUUACACAGAACUCAUACCUGAAAAUUCACCAAAGAAUCCAUACAGGUGAGAAGCCUUACAAAUGUAAUAAAUGUGGCAAAUCAUUUACACGGCACUCAAACCUUCAAGUUCAUUACAGAAUUCAUACCGGAGAGAAAAAUUACAAAUGUAAUAUAUGUGGGAAAUCUUUUACACAGAACUCAGACCUGAAAGUUCACCAAAGAAUCCAUACAGGUGAGAAGCCUUACAAAUGUAAUGAAUGUGGCAAAUCAUUUACACGGCACUCAAACCUUCGAGUUCACUACAAAAUUCAUACCAGAGAGAAAAAUUACAAACGUAAUGCAUGUGGGAAAUCUUUUACACAGAACUCAAACCUGAAAGUUCACCAAAGAAUCCAUACAUGA
Messenger RNA from Arvicanthis niloticus (Nile rat), 1521 nucleotides. NCBI's taxonomy places the organism in Eukaryota, Metazoa, Chordata, Mammalia, Rodentia, Muridae. The record is from RefSeq and is a predicted model, not a curated record.